UAUCGCCGCCCCGGAAGAUUAACCGGAAGAAGAGUCAGGCUAUAAAAGCGAGACACUGACACCGCAUCGGGGGCGUUGUUUUGUUUCUGCUUGUGUGUGCAAUCGCGUAAUUUGUUUGUCUAUCUAAAUACUUGGUGUAUUGAGGUGUAUGUACAGCUGUGUGUGUUUGUGUAGUGUUGUGCUGACGGGGCUCGGACAGGAUUUUCAACAGAAUUCAUUUUAAUUGAAUGAAAUUGGAGGAGGAGGAAAUGGAAGGAAAAGGAUUCAAUCAAUCUCGUCAACUCGAAUUUGAUCAACCAUGGAGGAAAAUGCCUUGGGGAAAAAAGGACCAGAUUGAACAGAAACUGAGGAGUUUCAGGCUCAAAGGAUCAAGUGCACGGUUUGUCAGGAUUCUGGUUGUUGGUGCAGUCGGAGCAGGAAAGUCCAGUUUUAUAAAUUCUGUUAAUAAUGCUUUCCAAGGACGAAUCACCUCUGGGGCUCUUGUUGAUGGAAUAGGUGGAACCAGAUUCACAACAAAAUACAAGACCCAUUAUAUUAAAACAGAGGAUGGAUCACAUUUGCCGUUUGUCUUUAAUGAUAUCAUGGGACUUGAAGACAAAGAAUCUGGUGCAGAUGCAGAGGACAUCAUCAGAGCCAUGAACGGGUUUCUUCAAGAAGGAUUCAAUUUUGAUCGUACAUCCUCCAUGUUUGAGAUGGACCUUGGCUACAGAAGCAACCCAAGUGUUGAGGAUCAAACCUCCUGCCUGGUCAACAUUAUUGCUGCAGACAAAAUAUAUUUAAUGAAUGAUGGGGUCAUUGGUAAGCUGAAAAAAAUCCGUCAGGCAGCUACAGAUCGGGGCAUACCUCAAGUAAUCAUCAUGACAAAACCAGAUUUAGCAUGUCCACUGGUUCAACAGGACAUCAGGAAGAUCUUCAUCAGCAAGAAGAUCAAAGAGAAGAUGGAAUUGUGUAGUCAUCGGCUGGGGAUUCCCAUGAAUUACAUCUUCCCUGUGAAGAACUACCAUGAGGACAUAGACACAGACGAUGACAUGGAUCUUCUGAUUUUCAAGGCACUUGAUCAGAUUGUGAACAUCGCUGCUGACUUCUUGAAGGAACAAUCUUUUAACUACGGUGAAAAAACUGAUUAAGAACUCAGAUCACAAUGCCUCAUUGAAUUUAAUGUAACCCAUUAAAAAAAACACACAGUAGGCACACAACUACUGCUAAAUGGAGAAGUGUACUAAGUAUGCAUUGCUAAAAUAAGUGUAAUGUUAUAUUCUGUAUUUAUGGAGCACAUUAGAUUAUGUUACUUAAGUUACAGUUAUAGAGUUAAUAAAUGCAAAAACGUAACCAAGGAAUUCCAUGUAAAUGUUAAUUUACCAUUAAAAAUAUAGUUAUUACCAAAAGAAC
This is a messenger RNA of Hemibagrus wyckioides, 1389 nucleotides long. RefSeq names its product interferon-induced protein 44-like. The coding region runs from base 228 to 1127 and encodes 299 amino acids. NCBI's taxonomy places the organism in Eukaryota, Metazoa, Chordata, Actinopteri, Siluriformes, Bagridae. The record is from RefSeq and is a predicted model, not a curated record. The transcript is spliced from 8 exons.